Oppia nitens is the source of this 471-nucleotide messenger RNA. RefSeq names its product vesicle transport protein SFT2B-like. Gene Ontology annotation, cellular component: membrane. NCBI's taxonomy places the organism in Eukaryota, Metazoa, Arthropoda, Arachnida, Sarcoptiformes, Oppiidae. The record is from RefSeq and is a predicted model, not a curated record. The transcript is spliced from 4 exons. The coding region runs from base 7 to 471 and encodes 154 amino acids. Gene Ontology annotation, biological process: vesicle-mediated transport.
AAAACUAUGGAUAGUUUGAGACGAACUUUUGGUAAUAAUGAAGAAUCGGAAAAUAAUGAAUCAUUCUUUCCAUCACUCAGUUGGUCCACAAGACUACAGGGAUUUGUCAUAUGUUUUAUAUUAGGGUUUGUUAUGUCAAUAAUCGGUGGCGCGUGUAUUGCAUUACCUAAAGGACUGGUACUUUUUGCUUUGUUUUAUACAUUGGGAAACAUUAUAUCAAUGGCCAGUACAAUGUUUCUGAUGGGACCGAUACGUCAGUUUAGAAAUAUGUUUGCAAUGACCCGUAUAUUUGCAACAUUAGCUGUCAUUUUAUUUAUGAUUCUCACUCUAAUGGCUGGUCUUUGGUGGCAUAAUACUGGUCUGGCUAUCAUUUUCUGUAUUUUGCAAUUUAUAGCUUUCAUAUGGUAUUCAUUGUCAUACAUACCAUUUGCUAGAGAUGUGGUUAAAAAGACAUUUUCUUCUUGUGUUUAA